UACUCUAAUGGGCUGGUGGAGCAUAGUUGAGAAAUUGUGCUGCAUCGUGGUUAUUAACCCUGGUUGUGUAUAUAUUUUUCUCCCUGAGGGCCAACCAAAACUUUUAAAAAUGGAAGAAAAAGACCAGGCAGGAUCCAGAGGACCUGAGAAGAGAUUGGAAGAAGUAGGAAGAGGCCAGGAUAUCUGUGUAGAGACCAGUGUGAAACCUGUGGCUAAGGCAACACCACCAUUUCUGAAACAGAACCUAGAAGAUGGACUCCAACAGGACUGGGAAGGCCAGUGUCCAAACUUCUUGACUUGCCCGCCAUUUCCUUAUCCAAGAUGGAAGAAUCGAAUAUCAAAGCCUGGCGGUCAAGAACACCCAUCCUCCUUGGAAGGAGUGGAGGAAGGGUAUCAGUGGCCUAGAAAAAAAUAUGCUACUCAAACCAGGGCAGCAUUCUGUGAGAAGGCCCACAAGGCCUAUGCAAACCUGAACUUUUCUGUGAACUUGAAGGAGGAGAUUCUGGAGGACAUCCCUGAUUCAGAGAGGCAGCGCCAAUGGUUCAGGCGGUUCUGCUACCAGCAGGCUGAGGGCCCUCGAGAGGCCGCUAGCCAACUCCGGGAGCUCUGCCACCGGUGGCUGAAACCAGAGGAGCACACUAAGGAACAGAUCCUGGAGCUGCUGGUUCUGGAGCAGUUUGUGAGCAUCCUGCCCAUGGAGAUCCAGAGUUGGGUCCAGGAAAGCAGCCCCGAGACCUGUUCUGAGGCGGUGGCCCUGGCUGAGGACUUCUUAGAAAGACAACCAGAGGAACGCCUGCCGAGCUCUCCAGGGAGGGACCAAGGACACGAAAGCUGCCGAUCUCCUUGGAAUAAUGUUUGUGUGGGGACUGGAUUUGACAAAUCCAAUACGAUUUGUUGGUGGGAAGGAAAUGGGGAGAUCACUCGGGUUCAAAUUCCGACUUAUCUAAUGGCUUGGGAAAGACUUUUGGAGAUCUGUUGCCAGACACAGCAAUUGGAUUAUUGGGCUGACAUAACAUAAAGCAAGAGCCUUACUAUAGCUUUCCCCCUACCCUGGGCCUUUGUAGGGCGCUCCCGGCAUUGUUGCUAUUUAUAAUGUUUGCUGCAACGGAAGAGCAAAUUUGUUAAACCCAUGGGAAAUGCCCAUGGUUGUGUUUUAAUAUGAAGUAAUUUUGAAUACAUCAGCCAUGUGCAGGUUUUGUUCUAUUCCCAUCCAUUUUGUGUAGCAAGUUCCUUGUGUACGCUUCUCAAAAUGGGGGUUUGGCCCAAGGAAGGUUGGUGACUGCUCUGGUUUAGAUGCUGUGGAUAUCUCUAUGAUUGAUGGGAACUGCAGUACCCGGCAGCCAGAAGCACCCAGGAAAAGAAAGGGGCUUAUGGUUGUUAGCUCACUUCCUGCUAAGAGGAGAGAGGCCCAAGUUAGAGAGUGGAAAUAUCUACCCCAUCAUUGCUGGGCAACUUGCAAUACUGGUAGU
Messenger RNA from Pseudonaja textilis, 1469 nucleotides. The record is from RefSeq and is a predicted model, not a curated record. Lineage: Eukaryota; Metazoa; Chordata; Lepidosauria; Squamata; Elapidae.